This is a messenger RNA of Balearica regulorum gibbericeps (East African grey crowned-crane), 1355 nucleotides long. The record is from RefSeq and is a predicted model, not a curated record. NCBI's taxonomy places the organism in Eukaryota, Metazoa, Chordata, Aves, Gruiformes, Gruidae.
UUCUGUGCCAAUGACCCUGAAGUGUUUGUCCAAGCCGCACUGUUGGCUCAGGAUUAUUGUGAUGCCAUAGACCUAAAUUUGGGUUGCCCCCAAAUGAUUGCGAAGAGAGGUCACUACGGAGCAUUUCUGCAAGAGGAGUGGGAUCUUCUUCAGAGAAUGAUUUUACUGGCUAACGAGAAGCUCUCUGUUCCCAUCACAUGCAAAAUCCGCGUUUUCCCAGAAAUUGACAAGACAGUGAAGUAUGCACAGAUGCUGGAGAAAGCUGGCUGCCAGCUGCUGACUGUGCACGGCCGUACUAAAGAACAGAAAGGACCGCUUGCUGGCGUGGCAUCUUGGGAGCACAUUCAAGCUGUCAGAAAAGCUGUAAGCAUUCCUGUAUUUGCAAAUGGAAACAUCCAGUGUCUCAGUGACGUGGAAGAAUGUAUCCGUAAGACAGGAGUGCAUGGUGUCAUGAGUGCAGAAGGUAAUCUUCAUAAUCCAGCUUUGUUUGAGGGCCGAAACCCAUUGGUGUGGGAGAUGGCUGAGGAGUACCUGGAGAUAGUACAGAAGUACCCUUGUCCAUUGUCUUAUGUUAGGGCUCAUCUCUUCAAGCUCUGGCAUCACACGCUUCAAGUUUACCAGCAGCUGCGUGAAGAAUUAGCAAAAGUGAAGACUCUAGAGGGCAUUGUAGAUGUCAACAGGGAGCUGAAACUACGAUGCCAGGAAGAAAUAGCUAAUCAGAAAGAAGGAGAAAAGCCAAAAGAAGGGUUGCCUUUUUUCCACUGGAUCUGUCAGCCAUACAUCAGGCCAGGGCCAAAGGAGAGAUGCAAGGAGAAUGGAGCCAGUGGGACUGAAAAAGGUGUGCGAGGGAAACGUGCUCUGGAAGAGGAGGAAGAUGGAAAUUCUGAGCUUCUGUCAAAGAAUAAGCAAAAAAAGAAGUUAAGAAAUCCAAAUAAAAGCUUUGAUCCAUCUUUAAAACCCAAAUACGCAAAAUGCGAUCAAUGUGGAAACCCUAAGGGCAAUAAAUGUGUAUUUAACAUGUGCCGAGGAUGCUGUAAGAAAAGAGCAUUCAAAGAGACAGCAGACUGUCCAGGUCAUGGAUUACUUUUUAAGACCAAAUAUGAAAAAUCCCUUUCAUGGCAGAGUAGUCAAAGAGCAAUUCAAAACCCUGAGAUCAGUCGGAGAGGAGAUGCAGAUGUGGGGGAGACUGCUGUACUGAAGGAGGCUGGUGACACUGCAGUGUGAAACUUUGGAAAUGAAUAGUUAAAGACCUCCAGCCAGGCCUGUGCUUCCCUGGGCCAAAGAAAAUGCCAUCUCCAGCUCACCGUCAGCUGUGUGAACUUAUUCCACAGGUUUAUUUUACGUUCUGGAAAAGU